Nerophis lumbriciformis (worm pipefish) is the source of this 1200-nucleotide messenger RNA. The record is from RefSeq and is a predicted model, not a curated record. NCBI's taxonomy places the organism in Eukaryota, Metazoa, Chordata, Actinopteri, Syngnathiformes, Syngnathidae.
AUGGCUCACAUCACCAUCAACCAGUACCUGCAGCAGGCCUAUGAAGCCAUCGACAACCAGAAGGGGGCACUCUGUGCUGAGCUGCUGUCCUUUAAACACCCCCACGUAGCCAACCCAAGGCUCCAGCUGGCCAACCCAGAGGACAAAUGUCAGCAGGUUCUUGAGCCACCGUACGAUGAAAUGGUGGCUGCUCAUCUAAGGUGUACGUAUGCAGUUGCCAAUCAUGACUUUGUAGAAGCCUACAAGUUCCAGACCAUUGUCGUCCAAUCCUUUUUGAGAGCAUUUCAGUCCCACAAAGAGGAGAACUGGGCAUUGCCUGUGAUGUUCACUGUCACACUGGAUUUGAGGAUAUUUGCUAACAAUGCAGAGCAGCAGUUGCAACUGAAGGGCAAGGGUCAACCGAGUGAGAUGCUAGAAAAAGCUGCCGAGCAACUCAUGAGCUGCUUUCGAGUUUGUGCCAGUGACAAUCGAGCUGGGAUCGACGACUCAAAAAAGUGGGGCAUGAUGUUUCUAAGCAACCAGCUCUUCAAGAUCUACUUUAAGAUCAAUAAGCUACAUUUGUGCAAGCCGCUUAUCAGGGCCAUCGACAGCUCCAACCUAAAGAACGACUACAGUCCUGCUCAGAAGGUCACAUACAAAUACUAUGUAGGUCGCAAAGCCAUGUUCGACAGUGACUUCAAACCAGCCGAGGAGUUUCUUUCCUAUUCCUUCCGACACUGCCAUCGUGCCAGUCAGAAAAACAAGAGAAUGAUUCUCAUCUACCUGCUGCCUGUCAAGAUGUUGCUGGGCCAGAUGCCAACGCUUCAGCUCCUGGAGAAAUACGACCUCCUUCAGUUUGCUCAAGUCACCAAGGCUGUCAGUGACGGAAACCUGCUGCUAUUAAAUGAGGCUCUUUCCAAACACGAGACCUUCUUCAUCCGCUGUGGCAUCUUCCUCAUCCUGGAGAAGCUUAAGAUAAUCACAUACAGGAACCUCUUCAAGAAAGUGUACCUGCUGCUGAAGACACACCAGCUGCCUUUGGACACCUUUUUGGUGGCCCUGAAAAUGAUGAAGGUGGAAGAUGUUGACGUGGAUGAAGUGCAGUGUAUCCUGGCAAACCUAAUCUACAUGGGUCACAUCAAAGGUUACAUCUCUCAUCAACACCAGAAGCUUGUGGUCAGCAAACAGAAUCCCUUUCCUCCACUGUCUACAAUCUCCUAA